AUGAAUUUAAUAUCCGCUUCCGAUAGAGAUAUUAUCGUCCGCAUGGAUGAGACUUUGAUAGUGAGGGAUGUCUUCAGCGGCACCACAAGGAAAAUGACUGCGCCUCCUCUGAUAUCCUUUAUGUCUGGAAAGUAUUUAGUUGACAAAGAAAAAAAUUUGCAUGUUGUUGACGGACCUGUUCUUAGGAACGCUUCCAAGCUAAACAGAAACAUCUUUUGUUUAGUAGAGCAUGAGGGAACUGCAUAUGUUGCAGAUAGGUUUGGAGACGUCUACAGAAUUGAAAAUGAAGGAUGCAAAUAUGUGCUUGGAACUCUAUCGUAUUUGACGGGAAUGGCUAUAUACAACGGAAGGAUUCUAUUAAGUGAUAAGUACGGAAGAAUUCGCAUCAGUGAAAUGAAUGGAAGAAUAUUGGACUAUCGCUUUGGCUGCGACUCUAUAGAAUCUUUGGAAUGUGUUAAUGGACUCCUGAUUUCAAUAAGCAAUAAGAAUAUGGUUCUAUAUGACGAAGAGUGUUUUCCCAGAUGUACGUUUAAGCUUCCCGAAGGCAUAAGAGUUAUGAAGACCAUUACUAAAGGAAAGAACGAGCUUGUAGUCAUUUGCUUGAAUUCCUAUUUCUUGUUUAAGAUAGAGAAAAAUAGCAUUGGACUUGUUUCUCAUGUGAAAGAAUCCAUAGUUGAUGGGGCCUGCAUCGGAGAUCUCUUUUACAAGGUGCUUCCGGAUCUCACCGUUGUGGAUUGCCAGGGCAGGAUCUUCUAUGAAUAA
Encephalitozoon intestinalis ATCC 50506 is the source of this 762-nucleotide messenger RNA. RefSeq lists its product as uncharacterized. Lineage: Eukaryota; Fungi; Microsporidia; Unikaryonidae. Bases 1 to 762 code for a protein of 253 amino acids. The transcript has a single exon. The record is from RefSeq and is a predicted model, not a curated record.